Molecule: messenger RNA, 1130 nt
Organism: Dreissena polymorpha
Lineage: Eukaryota; Metazoa; Mollusca; Bivalvia; Myida; Dreissenidae
Product: putative nuclease HARBI1
Exons: 6
Coding region: 139-945 (268 amino acids)
Source: RefSeq, a predicted model, not a curated record
GUGAACGAAAAGCUGAUGUGGCAUCCCCACAAUUUAGUUUGGAAUUUUAUUCUUGUUUGUUUCUCUAUCUAAAAAAUAUAAGUCUUAACAUAAUAUACCGUAGAACAUGCGCGAAAUGCAUUGAUUCAUCUGCUUCUUAUGCUCCUAGUUACACUACGCUACCUUGCCAAAGGAGAUUUUUAUAGCGAGGUUGGAGAUCUGCAUGGAGUCAGCAGGAGCUCUGUGUGCCGGUGUAUUCAACAGGUUAUAAGUGCCAUUAACCGAAACCUGAACAACAUCACCUUCCCAACAUCUUUGCAUGACCUUGCUGCAACAAAACAGAAGUUCCAUCGUGUAGCAGGAAUCCCGAAUGUUAUAGGCGCUGUGGAUGGAACACUGAUCCCAAUUCAAGCUCCAUCUGAAAAUCCUCAGACGUAUGUGUGCCGAAAAGGAUACCAUGCUGUAAACAUUCAAGCUGUUGUGGAUAGCAGCUUAAGGUUUACCAAUGUCAAUGCAAAGUGGCCUGGUUCAACACACGAUGCCACAGUAUUUGAUAACUCUUCACUGAAGGACCACCUUGCUAUCAACAAGCCAGGAUGGCUAUUGGGAGAUUCUGGUUAUCCAUUGAGAGAAUACCUGAUAACACCCAAGAACAACCCACAAACAGCACAAGAAUUGGGAUUCAACGGGGCUCACAGCCGAACUCGAAUUUGUGUUGAAAGAGCAUUUGGACUUUUGAAGGCUAGAUUUAGGUGUCUGCAUAGAAGUGGUGGUGUCCUUCCAUUCCGUCCUGGCAAGUGUAUGGAGGUGGUUGUGGUAUGUGCCAAACUCCACAAUUUGUGCCUUGACCUCAAGAUACCUUUUGACAAUGAAGAAGAAGAAGUGGACAUUGAUGAAGAUCCACAGAAUCUGUAUCCUGAGGGCAACAAUCAGCAAUGCAGGCAGAGAAUAAUUGCAAUGUUUUAAAGGAUAUGUUCUUAUUACCUGCUUCAUUGAAAAUUCAAAGUCAGUCGAAUGAUACGCCUGCAUUGUGUUCUGAUUGACUAGGGCGUAUCAUUCGACUGGCUUUUAAUUCCCACAUGGAAUUGUAAUUAUUUGGUUGAUGUUGGUGAUUAUGUUCAGCAAGUGAAAAUUUACCUGUUUCACUAUUG